GGGAGCCCCCUCGUUCAGACCGGUUAGCGAGGCACGGGGAGGCGAGAGGCGCCGAUGCCCCCACUGGGCGGCAGGGCAGCGGCGAGUUUGCCUCGAUAGGUAUGGCAGCCGCGGGACCGGCUUCCUCACGUGAUCCUCAACGGGUCCGAGGAAGACGUCAUGUGACUACUGCCGCUGAGCCUGGCCGUUGGGCGCGGGAGCUACGGUGGCCGAGCUGAGCGAGGUCUGUUACCUAGGUAACCUAGUUCCGGCGCCUGAGACAAACCUGCCGGUUUUUCAAGGGAAGCAGCAGCCGCCGGCGGUUCGGCCCGGAAUAGUCUCUUUCAGAUGAUUCAUUUGAAAAUUCAAAGACAAAAUCCACCAUUCUUGAGACACUGGGACAGCCCAGGAGAAAGGAAUUGAAGAAGAAAGAUCCUGUGCCAUGGUGGAUAUCCAAGGAUGAUUCUGAUGAUGGCGCCUGGGAAUCAAGGUCUGGUUCAAUUUCCAGUGUUGUCACUGACUCACUGCUGACCAGAACCAAGGCCCAUCAAAGUCAACGGAAAGUCUCUCAUUGUCUUCGCUGGGCUUUAAAUAAAUUCCUAUGACAUUUUAGGAAUGCUAGGGACAAAUGGAAGCUUUCUCAAGUCACAAAAGGAUUCCCACCCUAUAGUGGAGGUGGAUGAAGAAGCUCACACAGGAAAAAUGCAGCUCCAAAGAAGUGAUGGUGUUUCUGUAUCCUUAAGUAGAGACAGCCUGGAACCUGAUGAUUCAGUUGUGGCUUCUGGACCCAAUCAAAGUAUUUUGGGAGCUGGAUUGGAUACUUUGGAAGAACAAGAAGAAAAAGAGCGAUUCUUUGCUAAACUUGAAAAAGGAGGUUCAUAUACCAUUGAUUAUUCAAGAUUAAACAAAGAGCUGGACUCAAAUGAUUCUGUAUUACUAGCAGCAUUUGCCUGCAAUGAGCAAAAUGUAGAACAAGUGGAAGAUGAAUCUAAACGUGAAGAGAAAUGUGGCAAUUAUAGUGAAGAUUUUGAAGAUGAGACUGAAUCUAAUUAUCCUUCUAAAAAUGAAGAUAACGAAGUUGAGCAAACUGUCAGAUCAGAUGCUGAUUUAAGUAUUCAAGGACAGGAUGAAAAGACUGGCAUGCUGGCUAAAGUUGUGUUGCUUGAUUCACAAGACUCCACCAUGGAAAAUCAAAAGGUCAUUGAACAGCAAGAUGCAGCAGUGACUGAACAUCAGACACCUGAAGUCACUAAGAAUGAAAUAAAUGGAACUGCAGGUAUUUCCUAUGGACAAACUAACAGUGAUAUUGAAGCAUUACAGCAGGCCUAUUGUCAUAUUGAUCAGUCUCUAGGAGACACAGAUGAGCAAAGAAUUAAUCUUAGUGCGAUGGAAAAUGCAGAGUUCCCAGUCCAAGAUGCUUCACAAAACAACGAAGACUAUGCAAAAAACAUCUCAACUACUGAAUCAGAUUUGCUCACUGUAGAGGAAUUGAUGAAACCGAUUAGAGCAGAUUCAUCUCAUACAAGAGGCUUUGACCUGGAGCCUGUAAGUCCAGUAAAACUAACAGACAGCAGAGCAGCUGAAUUUAUGAGCCAUUUGCCAUUUAAAGAACACAAAAAUGAUGCAGUUCUGGAGAAGCAAAGUUUAGAUUUUUUGUUUGAAAAACAUAGUAAAGAAGAAGAGAGUGUUUUUCUCCAGGCAACUUCAAAUGAAGGUAGUCAUCAGAAAGGGACUGAUAAAGACCAGAUUGAUAAAGAGCAGCUUAACCUUUUGAGACAAAAAAUACUACAAGAUUCUGCAUUGUUGCAUCAGGACAGCAAAAUUAAUAAGGCAUGUCAGUCCAGCUCCUGGAGGAACAUGGGAUUGGAUUCAGUGAAUAAUAAGCAAAUAAUGCACAAGAGCACUAGAAGUACAGCUCCUUUACAUAAGAAGAAAUCUCCCAUUGGAUCUCAUAUAUUGGUUAGGAGUUCUGGAUAUGGUAAACCCACUUCACCCUUAAAACAACUUUCCACAACUAGUGAAAAGAGAGCAUCAAAAGAAGCUCUCAAAAAGCCAGGUUUGAAAGCCAAAUCACCUCCAGAUAAAGCAAGGCAAAAAGAAACAUUAUUUACUACUAGGGUAAUAAGAUCUGCAAUAAAUGAAUCAGCUUCUAAAAAGGCCAACAAUAUGGUUACAUCUAGCCAGUCAGUUGUUAACGCCCUUGGACAACAGAUUAAGGAAAUGGAUUCUUGUGUGCAGUCUCAAAAUGAUUCCUCACUUUUCCCUGUCAAAAAUUGUGAGAGAGAGCUUUAUUUGCUAAAAAGAGUCAAGGAAGCAGAGGAAAAGUUGAAAGCAGCACAUGAUUUAAUUCAGCAGCUGAAAGAUUUAUUUUCACAGAAAGAGAAGGAAAUGGAGAAUAAGAUGGUAGAAAUGAAAAUGCAACAUGACAAAGAGGUUUUUCGGCUGAGUCAAGAAAACUAUGUGCUUCAGACCAAGGUAAAUAGUAUGGAAGAGCUGAGCAAAGAAAAGAAAUGGCUUCACCUUGGGGCGACAGAGGCUGUCACUGAAGAGAAGUUAAAGCAAAUCCAAAAGGAAAUUCAAGAUCAAGAGAACCUUCUUCGUGGUUAUCAGCAGGAAAAUGAAAGGUUAUACAAGCAAAUGAAAGAACUCCAGAUACAAAACAAGAAAAAUGAGGAAAGGAUGUUUAAGGAAAAUCAACAUUUAACAUCUGAGUUAGCUUCCUUAAGAGAACAGAUGGAUAAAAAUAACUUCCUGUCACGUUUAGAGCAGGAUUCUAAAUCAACAAGAAACCAGAGUUUCACCGAACUGAUUUCAGAACUUCGAGUAGCACAGAAGGAAGAAGCCAAAUUGCUGGAAGAGAUAAAACGGCUUAAGCAAGACAAACAAGCUCUUGAAGUAGAUUUGGGACAAAUGAGGAGAGAGAGAGAUUUGGCAAGAGCCCAAAUUGUUUCUACUUCAGGUGAAAAAUCUUAUGAAAUAAAGAUUAUAGAAGAAUCAUACAAACAGGAAAUCAGUCUUUUGAAAAAGAGACUGCAGUGGUAUGCAGAAAAUCAGGAGCUUUUGGACAGAGAUGCAGUUCGUCUUAAAGAUGCAAAAGAAGAAAUUGAGAAAUUGAAACUACAGGUUGAUAAUCUCAGAACUGAAGCUGGGAAUCAGUCCGUGCAACAGAAGAAACGUUUAAAGGACAGAGCAGCAGAUGCAAAAAAAAUUCAAGAUCUUGAGCGACAAAUUAAAGAAAUGGAAACAAUUCUAAAAAGAAGGCAUCCAAAUUCUUUGCCUGCUUUGAUAUAUGCUGCUGCUGCAGCAUCUGAGGGAGGUGGUGACAUUUCGGCUAAAUCCAAUACAAUUGAUUUCCUGGAAAGAAGAAUUAAAAAGUUAGAAACGGAACUUGAGGGUAAAGAUGAUGAAGCUAAAAAAAGUCUACGUGCUAUGGAACAACAGUUUCAAAAAAUAAAGCUUCAGUAUGAGCAAAGACUUGUAGAGCUUGAAGAACUCCUUGCCUAUAAAUUGAUGAAUGAACCACAAAAACUGUAUGACAGCAAAGCCAGUUUUACGGCAAUUGAGCAAGAACUUCGUAGUCUAAAGGAGGACCAUCAGAUCACAGUAAAAAAUCUUCAAACAGAAAUUAAAAAUCUUAAAAAUGAAAACUCCCAGUUAGAACUCAAAAAAUGUGAAAGAAGUGAUGAAGACGUACAAACAAUAGAAUACCAAGUGGAACAAGCUCAUGCUAAAGCCAGGCUGGUAAGGCUAAAUCAAGAAUUAAUCACCAAAAGCAGAGAGAUACAGGACCUAACAAAAACUGUGGAGAGACUUCAAAAAGAGAGGAGGACGAUGUUGUCAAAUCAUAACUCAAGUGACAAAACUGACAGUAAGGAGAAGUCAACAGAAAUUUUGAAAAAGGAUAUUUUAGCAUCAAGCAAAAGGAAUGCCAGCACCACUGAACCUUUCCCAGACACUUUUGAUGAGAAAAUAUACCAGCCACAUAACUUUGCCGAUUCCCAUAUUUCAGAAGUUCUGCAAGAAAAUGCCAGGUUAAAAGAUGAGCUAGAACGACUGUCUCUAGAAAUGAGCCAGCAGAGAGUGAAGUCUCAGGCAGCACUGGCUCAUUCUGAAAGUAAUAUACGAAGGACAAAAGAAGAUACAGCAGAAUACAUUGCAGCUCUAAGAGCAUCCCAUCAGAGAGAAGUAGAGAAAAUUCUUUCUCAGCAUGCAGUGGAACAUUCUGCUUCUAAAGUAGCUGAACUAAAUAGCAAAAUUUCAAGACAAGAAAUCUUAAUAAAACAUCUACAAGAACAAGUUAAUAAGCUGCACAGAGAGCAGGAGGCCCUUGCAGUUUCACAAACGCGAGAGGAAAUCUUGCAAAAAGAGAUGACAAAAUUGUUGGAAGAACUGAGAGAGGCUAAAGAGAGGCAAAGUCCUGAGAUGAAACAUUUUUUGUGUCUAGAAAGGAAAAUCAAGAAUAUGGAGAUCAGACAUGAACAAAGAGAACAAGAACUUCAGCAGAUAGUGCAACAAACACGGCAUGUUGCUGAAGUGCAGCAAACCCAGGAAGUUAAGAAGUGGAAAAAACUUGCCCAAUUAAAGAAUCAAGAGCUGGAGAAGUUUCAAGUGGAAUUAGAUUCAAUAUUAGAUGUUUUACGGGAAUUGCAGAAACAAGGGGUUGUUAUUCCAGUACCUGUUUCAAGUGGAUUCAGUUUACCAGAAAGAUAUUGGAAGACAUGACUGGGUAAAAACUGAUCAGAGAAAUAGAAUUUUAACCUAGACAGCUGUGAAUAUAAAACAAUCACUGGUGUAAUCCUUACAAGUUCAGAUACUUUUCAUAAAUUCAUCUGAAGUUUCACUCAUCUAAAGGCAAGUUUUUACUGAACAAUUGAUUGAUCAUAUUGUCUUGUAAUUUCUUAAUAAUAAAUGAUCUUGUAUGUAAAAAAAAAUUAGGAAUUUUGAGCCAGAUGAUUUUCGCCCCCCAUAAACUGAAUUGUUAAGAAAUUUGCAUUUCGUAUUCUUCCAACAACCUGUGGAACAUUACUGAAUACUUUUGAGAGAAGAUGUACAAUUCUGUUUCAUAUAGCAUAACUGAUUGCUCAGUUGUAUUUUCCUAUGUCAGAUCUAUGAAACUCUCAUUAAUGUGGUCUAUUUUAUUACAAUAAUUAGGGCACACAAUCCUGUUUACAUCUUUCUAACACUUUUCUCUCUUCUCAUCUUUUCACCCAAUACUCUUUUCUUUCCUCCCUUCCCUUUUUGGCCCCUAAACAUCUCCAAAUGUUUGGAGGACUAGGUCAGGUUCUUUUUAUGACAACAAUGACCCCAGACUUAAGCCUGGUCUACAAUUAAAAUUUAGAAGGACGCGGGGGGUAUGGACAAAAUUCACACCCCUCAGUGCCAUAGUUAAGACAAACUAGUCCCUGGUCUAGACGCAGCUAGGUUGAUAGAUGAAUUCUUUGGUCAAACUGGCUAGGGGAGGUGCAUUACCUACAUCCUACAGAAAAACUCCUUCUGUUGGUAUAGGAAACGUCUGUGCUAUGGCGUAGCUGCAGCAGUUCCGCUGUAGUACUCCUAGUAUAGACGUAAUCUUAGAAAACUAUUUUCUUGAGUUUUGAGAUAUUUCUUACAAAGCCAUGCCAUUCAUACUAAUGCUCUAUUUAGUAUAAUCAUUGGUAUUUGAUUGCUGACUGAAUGAUGCUAGCAGUUAGUUUACAGGUCUACAGCAGCACAUAUAUUAGCUAUAGAUCUGUGCCUUUUUGGAGGGACCAUGAAAGAAGACAUGUUUUCAUCAGUAAAUUAUGUGCUCACACGAGUGAGUGUGCGUGAUUUAAAUAAAAAGUAGUUAUGUACCAAUUUGUAUCAUGUAAGUUCCUGUUAAAAUGCACUUGAGUGCCCAUAAUUGAUUUGCAGUGCAAUAUUUGCUCAUAGUUAUGCUAUAUAUUUUAUAUAUACAUGAAAAAAUACACACACUGUAUGUAAGGGCUAGCCUGCAUGAACAGUUAGACUGUAGCAGGCUGGGGUGUGAAGCUCCCGGCCACUAGCCUGUCAUGGUCUGAUUAACCAUGUUGUCCCUGCUGCUGUAUAUUAACAGUUCGUUAGAAUGCUUUGAUCUGGUCCUUUUUGAAAUGCGACUAGCUCAAAGUGCUCUAACAGGCUGCUAGAAUGUAGAACAGGGUCCACAAGAACAGGUAGUGUGAGGAAUAUUCCCCAGCUGGCUGCAGUCUUGUGGGUCAUUUAGACAAUCCCUAAGUGUUUGUACGUGAUAUCUGUAUGUAAAACAGUAGUGAGAGUGAUAAAGUUGGGAUUAAUGCAAUCAUUAUUUUGGAUUUCUCAUUCAGAUAUUUUCCAAAACUCCAUAAAGCUUAAUUUUCAUUAAAAAGGAUGAUUUUGUCCAAGAAUAAUCUGGAAGUGUUAAUAUAUAGUCAUAAAUUAUGUAAAUAGGACUAUAAAGCUUUGUAUAUAAAAUGUCAAUCAUUAGUAAAUAUGUUGUAUUUUCAUAAUGUACAAGCUCUUGUGAUUUGUUUGCAAAUGCAAAAGUUUAAAAAAAAAAAAAGAAACCAACGUUUCUUUUUCAAGUAGUGUCCCUAUGAGUGCUCCAUUGUAGGUGUGCUUGCAUACCUGCACUGCUGAUUGGAGAACAUCAGUUGCAAUGUCCAUUAGGCUGGCACAUGGGCUGUCUCUCCUCAUGCUGCGCCACAAGGCUAGUCAACACACCCAGGCUAACCCUUAGUUCUUUCUCAACCACCCUUGGCUAGAGACAGAGCCAUUAGCAGUCCAUUAAGAUUAUUGUUCUCUUGUUUUACAUACUUAUAUUUAGCCUCCUAUUUAAGUUAUAGUUGUAUUUUUUUUCUUCGUCUUUUGUAUUUUACCCUGCUUUUUUCCCCCUCAAUGGGGUAUGCCCAGUUUGCCAGGUUUCAAGAAGUGCCACCACCUGUACAGAGGCAAUCCUGGUUGCAGGUAAACAUUCUCAGGGCAUUCGCUGCCUUGGGGAAGGCCACAUACAGUAGAAGUGUAGUCUUUGCCAACAACUCCGGCCAAGAUUCCAUGAAGGCAAAGAGCUCUGCCAGAAGAGGCAUCAAUCUGGCCCCAGUUGCCUGGUAGACAUGAGUCUUCAUAACCUUCUACAUCUAAGGGAUGUGGGUUGAAGAAACAGACUGCAGACCCCUCUCUCAAAUCAUCUGAAAGGAGAAUGGGAAGUCCCCCUACUUAACCCUGAGAGAGCCAUAUGCGAUCGCCAUCUCGUUUGGUAUCUCGCUGGCUCCAAGACCAUCUAACUCUGGCAACGAUGCCUCAUGAAGACCAGUGGGUACUGGUUCCACUAACAGACUUACGGACCCAAUGGACAUGGGUACCAAGUCUUUGGUACCGAAGGACAAGUGUUAACACUCUAAAAAGUCUAUACAAGUCCACUUCACCAUCAACAGCUCACAUGGUACCUGAAAGAUAGGUGCAGACCAAGAUCACCAUCUCCAUCCUCCUUCCCUCAAUCCCUACACCACUAGUGACACUGGGACAAUUGGUGCCAGUGGAAUCCCGCCAUUCCAGAGACCUCUGCAUGUCAGGUGCACCCGAGUCCCCACCUCUCAAUACCAAGACCUCUGCAUUGAGCUUCUACAGCCAUGGGAAGUAUUCCCACUACCAUGCCAUGUUAUGCCCCUUCCCUCUGCUCUCUAGUGAAGGUUUAGACAGCGAGCCAGUAGAGGUAGUGUCACAAUAGUCCUCCCAAGCUCCAUAUGGUGCUCACUACCAACGGAGUCCAAGGAUAUACCCACAGAUGGUCCCUCCACCACCACCAGCUUGGUACGGCCACCCAUAGGUUCCACCACCGGCCUCUCUGCCAUCCCAAUGGCAAUUUUGGGAUCUUUUGUGCACCGACAGCAUGCCUCUCAAGCUUUGAGCCUCACUCAAGAACCAUCCAAGCACACCCCCUCAGCCACAGCAUGCAGGAUUUUGGAACCACCUCAAGAGAUAGAGGAACAGGAAGCCGGUACUGAGGAGAAAUGACAUUGAGGACCAUAUCCUCUUCUCGAGACAAAGCCAUCUUUGGCAGACAACUUUAGUCUUUUCCAGAAGCUGGCAAAAAGGGUUGCAGACAUCCUCCAGAUACUAUUGAAGGAAGUCAAGGAUGCCCACCAUCGGCUGUUUGACAUCCUCCACUCUUCUUCGUCCUCAAUUAUUGCCCGCCUGAUUAUUGAAGCCAUCUCGGACCUGGCAAAGACCAUGUGGCAAACCCUGACAUCAGUGGCACCAACCUGCGAGUGGACAAAAAAUACUAUAUACCCACCAAGGAAUCUGAAUUUCCUGUUUUCCCAUCCAUUUCAAUUCCCUUGUGGUGGAUGCCAUCAACUAUCGUGGCCAGCAACACCAGUCAAGGGCUACACUCUGAUAGGGAUUAGAAGUGCCUUGAUCUUUUUGGCAGAAAAGCAUACUUGGCCACUCUACAGUUCCAUAUCAUCAACUACCAAGCCCUCACAGCGAAAUACGAUAACAUAAAUUACUCUAAACUGAAUGACUUUAUUGAAAAGUUGCCAGAGGCACAUCACAAGUCUGUUAAGGCCAUUAUCCAAGAGGGUCAAUUAGUGGCAAAGACAUUGCUGAAAUCUGCCCUCAGCAUGGCCGCCAUGGCGGCUAUGUCCAUCACCGCAGCCGUGCUGAUGCAACGAGCUUCAUGGCUUCAUUUUUUGGGUUUCCCAAAAGGGGUGCAGUCUACCAUUGAGGACUUUCCCUUUGAGGGCACAAAGCUCUUUGUCGAGAAGACUGAUGCCUCCCUUGAAGUCAAGAUUAUACCUAAGUUCUCUGAGGCCUUGUCUACGCUACAGAGUUUUGUUGACACAAGUUAUGCUGACAAAACCCAGUGCAUCAUGGGUGUGAGCUCAAUGUCCCAUGAUGCAGUUUUUCCAUCCCAUCAUUCCCUGGGCUUCCAACUGGAUUUCAUGGCAUUUUUCAGCAACCCCUGUUUACUGUGUGCCCACCAUCUCUGUCUGGAGGAUGGAUCCUGCACUGCUCUCUACUGUUUGUAGUCAGUGUUAUGAACACAUCUGAUCAUGCGAUAUAUUAUGAGCCCCUACUCUGAACAGGAAUCAGAGUUGUCUGACCCGCUGUGUGCUAUGGAAAGAAAAACACCAGAUUAAUUUUGGCAUUCACAGAGCAGCUGAACAUGGACCAUCACUUUUGAGCUCAGGAAACAAGCACUGAGUCAUGGGAUCACAUCGUUAUACUUCUCUGGAAUGAUGAGCAGUGGCCACAGAACUUUUGGAUGCGGAAAACCAUGUUCCUAGAACUGUGUGCGGAGCUUGCCCCAGUAGUGCAGCGCAAGGACACCAAAAUGAGAGCUCCAUAUGGUGAUCACUGUGUGGAAACUGGUAACUCCAAACUGCCACCUCAGUAGUGAAUCAGUGUGGAGUCGGGAAGUCCACUGUUGCCGCUGCAUUAAUGCAAGUGUGAAGAGCCAUUAAUCACAUGCUGCUAUGAAGGUCUGUGACUCUUAGCAAUAUGCAUGAAAUACUGGAUGGCGUUAUGACAAUGGUAUUCCCUAAUUGUGGUGGGGCAAUAGAUGGCGCACACAUCCUGAUUUUGACUCCGGACCAUCUUGCGAUGGAGUACAUCAGUAAAAAGGGGUAUUUCUCUAUGGUGUUAUAGAUGCCUGUGGAUCACUGUGGCAGUUUCACUAACAUCAAUGUGGGGUGGCCUGGGAAAGUGCAUGACGCACACAUCUUCCUGAACACUGACCUAUACAGAAAGCUACAAGGAGGGACUUUAAUUCCAGACCAGAAGAUUCCAAUGGGGGAAUGGUGAAAUGCCCAUCAUGAUGCUAGGAGACCAUUACUCCCAUGGCUCAUGAAGCCUUACACAGGAAACCUGGACAGCAGCAAGAAGCGCUUCCACAAUAGGCUGAGCAGGUGCAGGAUGACCGUAGAAUGUACCUUUGGCAGCUUAAAAGCGCGCUGGCACUGCCUUUAUGGCAGAUUAGAAUUAAAUGAUGACAAUAUUCCCAUAGUCACAGCAGCCUGCUGUAAGGGUGAAAAGCUUUUCCCCUAGGGGGAGUGCUGAGACAGAUCGCCUGGCAGCUGAUUUUGAGCAGCCAGAUACCAGGGCUGUUAGAGGGGCACAAGAGGUUGCUAUUCGAAUUAGGGAGGCUUUGAGGCACUAUUUUGGGAAUAAGCUCCAAUAAUAUGUCUUUCUAUACAGCACUCUGCUAUACUUUAACAUGCUGCCUGGCAUGAAAAUGUUGAUGAUUCCUGACCAUGAUUUGUGCUCAGCAGAUGAUCAAAUUGCCACUGUGUAUUAAUUCCAACAGCAACUACCGUGUGUAGGAGACAAUUAAAGACUGGUUAUCUUUC
This is a messenger RNA of Gopherus evgoodei (Goodes thornscrub tortoise), 10301 nucleotides long. It is a transcript of the gene CEP162, whose product is annotated as centrosomal protein 162. Lineage: Eukaryota; Metazoa; Chordata; Testudines; Testudinidae. Bases 595 to 4701 code for a protein of 1368 amino acids. Gene Ontology annotation, cellular component: axonemal microtubule; centriole; centrosome. Gene Ontology annotation, biological process: cilium assembly. The record is from RefSeq and is a predicted model, not a curated record. The transcript is spliced from 27 exons.